CUAUCUUUUCUCUAUUUCUUUCUUCUUCUUCAGUUGGUUCUUUAUUUUCCGGACCAAAUUUGUGGGUAUUUGAUCUCUUCGGAUUGGGACAGUGAAUCUCAGGGAAUUCCUUGGAGAUGUCUUAUAAAACUGCCCAGAUUCGUCUUGUGAGUUCACAUCCCGAGGUUUACGAGCCCUGCGAUGAUUCGUUUGCAUUAGUCGAUGCACUUUUGUCGGAUCGAAAACACUUGUUGGAGCAUAAACCGGUAUUGUGCAUGGAAUAACUCGGGAAACAAUGGAAGCGCAUGGAGUUCAUGCAGAAUUGAUAAAUACCAAUAUCAUGUCAGGGCUAGAGAGUCGUUUGGCUGGUUCGGUCGAUCUUCUUGUUGUUAAUCCACCUUAUGUGCCAACGCCCGAAGAUGAAGUUGGUCGUGAAGGGAUUGCCUCAGCAUGGGCAGGAGGAGAGAAUGGUCGAAGUGUGAUCGAUAAGAUUUUGCCUGUUGCGGACAAGCUUCUGUCGGAACGGGGUUGGUUGUACAUGGUUACUCUUACAGCAAAUAACCCGUCACAGAUAUGCCGGCAGAUGAUGAAGAAGGGUUAUGCUUCGAGAAUUGUUGUCCAACGAUCGACAGAGGAAGAGAGUUUACAUAUCAUAAAGUUCUGGAGGGAUAUUGACUUGGAGGUGGAUGCAAACAAUGGUGUGAUGAACAGCGAACCUGUUUCUCCGGGCAUUUUGCACUCUGUCCGUUCGCAGAUCCAACGUUUGUUGUUCUGGGGAGGUAGUGACAUUAACGCCGGCACCAAUUGAAUCUAUGAAAGCGAAGAGAAGUUUUUGACCAUCUGUUUUUUUUUUGUUUAUCUUGUGUGGAAACGAUAUUCGAACCCCUUAUUUGAUAGUUUGACACUGACCAAGCUAAGCUAAAUAUAAGGUUUUGAAUUCGAACUC
This is a messenger RNA of Hibiscus syriacus, 925 nucleotides long. Its product is annotated as methyltransferase N6AMT1-like. The transcript has 3 exons. Gene Ontology annotation, biological process: methylation. Gene Ontology annotation, molecular function: protein methyltransferase activity; nucleic acid binding; S-adenosylmethionine-dependent methyltransferase activity. The coding region runs from base 275 to 787 and encodes 170 amino acids. NCBI's taxonomy places the organism in Eukaryota, Viridiplantae, Streptophyta, Magnoliopsida, Malvales, Malvaceae. The record is from RefSeq and is a predicted model, not a curated record. Gene Ontology annotation, cellular component: eRF1 methyltransferase complex.